Cutaneotrichosporon oleaginosum is the source of this 1262-nucleotide messenger RNA. RefSeq lists its product as uncharacterized. The record is from RefSeq and is a predicted model, not a curated record. NCBI's taxonomy places the organism in Eukaryota, Fungi, Basidiomycota, Tremellomycetes, Trichosporonales, Trichosporonaceae.
CGGUCGUCGCGUCAUAUCGCUGCAUGCCGUCGGCGACAGCGCAAGCGAGACUAAAUCAAGCGGGAAGCAGUCUCACAUCAGCUAUAAAAGUGGCUCGUCGACUGAUCUUCUAACCUCAUCACCUUACUUCGCAGCCUCAGCCUCAGCCUCAGUUCCAGCCUCACCUCACACAACUCCAGAGCCUCCCGCACCCACCAUGGCUACCAACUCAUCCUACACUCGCGAGACCACCGCUCAGGAGGUCGUCGACGCAUUCGGCGACGAGAUCAAGGGCAAGAACGUCGUCGUCACGGGCCCUUCGCCGGGCGGUAUCGGUGCCGAGACCGCGCGCGCCAUCGCUACCAAGUCCCCCAAGCUCCUGAUUCUUGCCGGGCGUGACCAGAAAAAGCUUGAGACCACCAAGGCCGACAUUCUCAAGGAGACGCCCGGCGCCAACAUCGCUCUCGUCACGCUCGACCUCAACAGCCUCGCAUCCGUGCGCCAGGCAGCCAAGGACAUUGCCGCGGCCGCAGACCACAUCGAUGUGUUGAUCAACAACGCAGCCGUCAUGAUGUGCCCGUACUCGACGACGGCGGACGGCCUCGAGACGCAAUUCGGCACCAACUACGUCGCACCGUGGCUCCUGACCAACCUCCUCAUCCCGUCUUUGCUUGCCGCGCCUGCGCCGCGCGUCGUCUUUGUCUCGAGCGUCGGCCACCGUACCUCCGACAUCCGGUGGGACGACAUAGGCUUCUCGGGCGGCAAGACAUACCACAACGUCCUGGCAUACGGCCAGUCCAAGACCGCGUCCAUCCUCAACGCCGUCGCCCUCGCGGAGAAGUACCCCAAGAUCACGGCGAUCAGCCUGCAUCCUGGCGCGAUCCAGACCAACCUCGGCCGCCACUUGACCGAGGAGGACAUGAAGGGCAUGGUGUCCCGCUUCUUCAACGAGGACGGCACACCCAAGGCGAACAUGUUCUUCAAGUCGAUCCCGCAGGGCGCGAGCACGACGCUCGUGGCCGCUUUCGAUCCGGCACUCAAAAGCCUUAACGGCACGUACCUCGCCGACUGUCAAGUCGCGGAGAAGAAGGAGACGGGUGAUCCCAUGCAGAGCCUCGAGGACGCGGCGUUCGUCGCGCCAUACGCGGUCGACAAGAGCGCCGCCGAGCGCCUGUGGGGCGUGACGGAGGAGAUGGUCAACGAAAAGUUCUCGCCUUGAUCCUCUUGACUGCGUAGACAUCGGCACGAUAGCCUAUAGACUGACAUGUACCAACUAUUUCCCC